Molecule: messenger RNA, 594 nt
Organism: Clavispora lusitaniae ATCC 42720
Lineage: Eukaryota; Fungi; Ascomycota; Pichiomycetes; Serinales; Metschnikowiaceae
Product: triacylglycerol lipase
Biological process (GO): 7-methylguanosine mRNA capping; protein dephosphorylation
Molecular function (GO): mRNA guanylyltransferase activity; protein tyrosine/serine/threonine phosphatase activity
Source: RefSeq, a predicted model, not a curated record
AUGCUGUCCGACGAAAAUUUGUCGGCUAGCCUGACAGAUGACAAUUUUGUGGCCCCAAAUGGAGCCGAGUCGCGUCUCCUUGCUCUUGUAAAGGCCCAAGAGGAGGCCACUUCUACUUUCCCUAGGAAAUGCUUGGAGUUUUUCAAGAGGGCCGCUGUGGGUUACGAAAACCCAUUGGAAAAGUUCAUUCUUGAAACAGAACCCAAUGACUGUACUUUUGUGGCCAAGUACUCAAAAGUCGUGGAUCUAGAUCUUCGUUCUUGUGAUUGCAUUUCCGUCAACUCGCUAACUUUGCACUCUGUUCACACGGGCCAUCCGUUGGUUAACUUUGCCAAAGAGGAGCCACUCUCACCAGAACUAUUAAAAGAAGUUGAAGAAUCUCCGGCUUUGGUCUUUAUACAUGGUUUGGGUGGCCAGAUGUCACAGUUCGAACCGUUGAUGGGAUUGCUUUCCCAGUGUCUGGAAAUCUUUGCCCUCGAUCUACCGGGAUUUGGUGAUUCUCGAUACGAAUUCCCAUCAAAACACAAAUUUUCUGCAGAGCACCAGAAGGCCAUAUCUUCCAGUAUUCAGGCCAUGGCGUGGCUGGAUUUUUAA